Messenger RNA from Ceraceosorus guamensis, 2170 nucleotides. RefSeq names its product S-adenosyl-L-methionine-dependent methyltransferase. Bases 116 to 1906 code for a protein of 596 amino acids. The record is from RefSeq and is a predicted model, not a curated record. The transcript is spliced from 3 exons. Lineage: Eukaryota; Fungi; Basidiomycota; Exobasidiomycetes; Ceraceosorales; Ceraceosoraceae. Gene Ontology annotation, biological process: cellular response to biotic stimulus.
AUUCGCAGCAUCUCCCAUCACCAUCGGCGAUACGCCUCUUCUUUGACAGUGCAAAAGAAUCGACUUUGACAGGGCUCCGCUUCUCCUUGCCCUUUCAGAAGUCAGACUCUUCAUCAUGAGCGAGCAGACUCAGCAAGCGGCUUUGGACGCGCUGGCGUAUCAAAGAGCUCAAUUACAAGCUCAAGAAGCUCACUUGGCCCAACAAGUCGCGCCUUCUUCGCCAAGCACCGCAUCGGUAGGCUCCCCCGUCAACCCUUCUACGCCUGCUAGAUCUUCGAUGGGCGCUGCUGCAGCCAAUGGCAGUCCUCUCGCCACUUCCAACCCCUUUACUACCAGUGCCGGACCUCAAAGCCCAACUAUCCCCAGAAAGGACCCAAAGAGAGCUAGCAUCGCUGCGGGCGCUGGCUUCAAUCCCCUUGAGGCUGCGGCGUCUGGCGCUCAAAGUACCAGGUACGCUCCAGGAGGAAAAGUGCGCUUGACUGACUACGCUACCAUCGCGAACGCGCCGCUCCCGGCCGAAGGCAAUGGCACUUUCAGCAACCUUCACCUUGCCUUGCUCGUCUUCUUCACACCGGCCAUUCUUCUUCGAGUGAUCCCCUUCUUCAAGGCGAGCUGGGUCCCCUGGUGGCUCUACUGGAUUCUGGUGAUCGUGAUCGGAGCUCCCGUGACCAUUGGCUACUGGACCUUUAUGAGCAUUUGUGGACCUCGCAAAAACGAAAAGGUCAACUUGCCUGGAAAACCCGUCGAGGAUUACAUUACCAUUCACGAUGCCGAACUGAAGCGCAAGUACCACGGACGCAACAAGAUCCCCAUGCAACCUUUCCAUGAUGCGUACUUCGAUGGCAAGAUCGAUAUCAAGGGUGAUAUGCUGGACCUAUUGGAACACAGGCUGGAUUGGUCCCACAUGCACUUUACGCCCGAACUCUUCAAAUUUGUCCUCACUGUACUCGUCCCGGAUGUCAUCAGACACACUGAGAAGCAAGAUAUGGAGCAAGUGCGCGAUCACUACGACCGAGGCGACGAUUUUUACGAGUGGUUUUUGGGACCUCAGAUGAUCUACACUAGCGGCAUGAUCAGCGAUCCCAGGCGCAAAGAGACUCUGGAAGAACUUCAGGACAACAAGAUGGCAGCUGUUUGCAACAAGCUUCAGCUGCAGCCCAGCGACAAGGUUCUGGACAUUGGAUGCGGUUGGGGAACGCUUACUGCUUUUGCUGCCAAAAACUUUGGUUGCGACGUGACGGGAGUGACAUUGGCCAAGAACCAGACCAAGUUUGGCAACGAGAGGAUCGCAAAAGCUGGACUCUCUUCAGACAAGGCUCGCGUGCUAUGCAUGGACUACAGAGACAUUCCAGUCGAAAAGGGUUACUACAACAAGAUUGUCAGUCUGGAGAUGGCAGAGCACGUAGGCAUCAGACACUACUCCAAGUUCUUGGCGGACAUCCACGAGCGUCUGGAUGACGAUGGGACGUUCUUGUUGCAAGUUGCGGGCAUUCGACCUACUUGGCAGUACUGGGACCUGAUCUGGGGAUUGUUCAUGAACAAGUACAUCUUCAGGGGUGCGGAUGCUUCGUGCGCCAUCGGCUGGGUCAUCAACAAGCUGGAAGCUGCCGGGUUCGAGGUGCAGUCAGCAGACGUUUUGGGUGUGCAUUACAGCGCUACGAUCCUGAGGUGGUACGAGAAUUGGAAGUCGAACGAGGCGAAGAUCAAGGCAAAGUAUGGCGAAAAGCUUUGGAGAAUCUGGUUGUACUUCCUCGCAAGCAGCGUAAUCAUUGCUCGCGAGGGUGGGUCCAGCGUGUUCCAAAUCACCAGCAAGAAGAACCUCAACGCUACUGAUCGCGUGUCGUUCUGGGAAGGCAGAAUUCAGCCUUCCAAGUACCAGAGCGUUUACACCCCCGCUCAGUACUGAGGUGACAACCGCUUACGCACGUUGCAAGAGCGAGCCAAGGGCUUGACUCGCCAACACCAACGAACGCGAUUCGUCAAGCAGGCAAGUUGUAUUCAAGCCAAAGCAGUGUCGUGCGUGUCCAGAAAGCGAUCUACUUUUAUCCGAACGCACUACGCUGCCAGUCUGCUCUCAAGCCCUGCAUCCAUUCCACCGAUAUCGGUUCAUCACGCCCAGCUUACAAAUCACGAAAGGUGUCGACCUCGAAUGCAUGACAUUUUAGAGUAC